Messenger RNA from Phycomyces blakesleeanus NRRL 1555(-), 432 nucleotides. RefSeq lists its product as hypothetical. The record is from RefSeq and is a predicted model, not a curated record. The transcript has 2 exons. Bases 1 to 432 code for a protein of 143 amino acids. NCBI's taxonomy places the organism in Eukaryota, Fungi, Mucoromycota, Mucoromycetes, Mucorales, Phycomycetaceae.
AUGUCAACAUUGCUGCCAUCCUCUAUCAUGCAGGGAAUGUCACCCAAUCUCGCCUCAUUUCUGGGGAACAUGCAGGCCCAAUUCAUGUCACUGCAACAACAUAUCAAUGAACUCGAAUCUCUUGCCGCGACUAUUGCUAGAUUAACUGCUCAAUUAGUUAAUGCGGAAAAGCUAAUUGCUGAUCUCAGAUCUCAAUUAGCAUCUCAGGGCAAUUGCCAAAUUACAACAAAUGCAUCAACAUCAUCUGCACCAACCACACCCAACACUGGAAAAAUAACAAUAAAUACACACCGGGAAAUUCAGGCAUACUAUUGUGAAUAUUCCGCAUUUUACAGUGGGGUUUUGCCUAUUUCCACUGGUACCAAAGCUGAUUUGGUUAAUAAUCAGGGACUACGUCGCAUGUGUAUUGUUGAACUAUCCCUGGGUGAAUAG